Nematolebias whitei (Rio pearlfish) is the source of this 2238-nucleotide messenger RNA. RefSeq names its product TBC1 domain family, member 16 (gene tbc1d16). Gene Ontology annotation, biological process: activation of GTPase activity. Lineage: Eukaryota; Metazoa; Chordata; Actinopteri; Cyprinodontiformes; Rivulidae. Bases 1 to 2238 code for a protein of 745 amino acids. Gene Ontology annotation, cellular component: early endosome. Gene Ontology annotation, molecular function: GTPase activator activity. The record is from RefSeq and is a predicted model, not a curated record. The transcript has 12 exons.
AUGUCUUUGGGUCGGCUCCUUCGGCGCGCCUCUUCCAAAGCCUCCGACCUCCUGACCUUAAACCCUGGGGCGGGGGGAUCAUCGUUGCGCUCAGGGCUGGAUGGCGAGAUCAUCUUCUCCAAAAAUAAUGUCUGUGUGCACCCUGCGGAGCCGCUCCCUGGCCUGGCUGACCACCACCCAGGCUACUUGUGUGUACAUGUGGAGAAGGAUGAGAGCCUGGGGACCACCCUGAUUCUGACCUGGGUGCCAAAUUCCCGCAUCCAGAGGCAGGACGAGGAGGCGCUGAGGUACAUCACUCCAGAGAGCUCGCCUGUGCGCAGGAACGCCCGCCGCAGAGGCAGAAGGCCACGCUCGCGUCCUCCAGCAGCUCCGGAGGACGUCGAGGACGAUGAGAAGAACACCUCCACUGAGAGCCAAAGCCUGGUGGGAGAGGGAGGUCCGGAUCCCCUCUCCUACCAGCAGCAUCUGCUCUCGGCUGGAGAGGAGGGCGACGAGGGUUCCUGCGAGCUGUCGGACGAAGUGAGCCGGGACAGCACCAUGGGUUCAGACUCGGACACCUUCUCGUCCCCGUUCUGCCUGUCUCCUGUCAGCGAGGCUCUGUGUGAGAGCAGCGGCUCCGUCUUCCUGGACAACGAAAGCAGCAGGGAGUUAUGCGAGGAGUCCAUGAACCACUCUGUUAGCUCAGCAUCCAGUCUGGACAGCCACGCCCACUCUGAGAGCAGCAGCCAAUCACAAGCCACGCGGUGGGAGGAGCAACAGAAGCUACUUGCUCUGGAGCAGUUGUGCGGCGUUUUCCGGGUGGACCUGGGUCACAUGAGGUCGUUGAGACUCUUCUUCAGUGAUGAGGCAUGCACUAGUGGCCAGCUUGUGAUCGCCAGCAGAGAGAGCCAAUAUAAGAUCCUCCACUUUCAUCACGCCGGCCUGGACAAGCUGGCCGAGGUCUUCCAACAGUGGAAGUGCUGCAGGGAAACUCAAAUUAAAGAUCAGGUGUCAGAUGAAAAGUCUUGCAUGCAGUUUUCCAUCCAGAGGCCGACCUUGCCAUCAGCCGAGACCCACCCGGAGGAGAGGCUGUACCGACGGCUGGACGUCACCACCUGGCUGCGUCACCUCAACCACAGCGGACAGGUGGAGGAGGAGUACAAGCUGCGCAAGGCCAUCUUUUUCGGCGGUAUCGACCCAUCCAUCCGUGGCGAGGUGUGGCCCUUCCUGCUGCACUACUACAGCUACGACUCCACCUCUGAGGAGAGGGAGGCCUGGAGGCUGCAGAAGCGCGCUCACUAUCACGACAUCCAGCAGAGGAGAUUGUCCAUGAGCCCCGAGGAGCACAGCGAGUUCUGGAGGAAGGUCCAGUUCACGGUGGACAAAGACGUGGUCAGAACGGACCGCAGCAACCAGUUCUUUAGAGGAGAGAAUAACCCAAAUGUGGAGAUCAUGAGGCGAAUUCUGCUCAACUACGCAGUGUUUAAUCCCGACAUGGGUUACUGCCAGGGCAUGUCCGACCUGGUCGCCCCGCUGCUCACAGAGAUCCAGGACGAAAGCGACACUUUCUGGUGCUUCGUCGGCCUCAUGGAGAACACCAUCUUCAUCAGCUCCCCGCGGGACGAAGACAUGGAGCGGCAGCUGAUGUACCUGCGGGAGCUGCUGCGACUCAUGCUGCCACGCUUCCACCAGCACCUGACCCGGCUCGGGGAGGACGGGCUCCAGCUGCUCUUCUGCCACCGCUGGGUUCUGCUGUGCUUCAAGAGGGAGUUCCCUGACACGGAGGCCCUGCGCAUGUGGGAGGCCUGCUGGGCACACUACCAGACGGACUACUUCCACCUGUUCCUGUGUGUGUCCAUCAUUGUUCUGUACGGAGAGGACGUGAUGGAGCAGCAGCUCGCCACCGACCAGAUGCUGCUGCACUUCAGCAACCUCUCCAUGCACAUGAACGGGGAGCUGGUGCUCCGCAAGGCCCGCAGCCUUCUGUACCAGUUCCGCCUCCUUCCCAGGAUCCCGUGCAGCCUACAUGACCUUUGUAAACUGUGCGGCCCGGGGAUGUGGGACAGCCGCUACAUCCCCACCGUGGAGUGUUCAGGCGAACACCCAGACUCGCAGAGCUGCCCCUAUGGAGGCACCGCCACUCCUCAGAACUCCUCGCCCUCCCCGUCGUCCUCGCCCAACCACACCCCCACGCCUCCACCCGUCAGCAAGAGGGGCUCCAAAAAACGAGACAUUUUCACAUUCAGGAAGCAGUCGUGA